AUGGCGGUUAGCACACAAGAUUCCAGCUCAUCUCCAUCAGCAUUUCAAUCAGACACACUGGGUGACACACAGAUUCCCAUGGCCAAGCUCAAGAUACAAAGCAACCAAAAAAUCCUCCUUGAACGAAACGAUUCCUGGGUUUCCCAAGCACAAGCCCAAUCCUUUGUAAAUGUUCCCCCCGAGGUUAUAGCACAAUUAAGACAACUCCACACGAGUCUCGAGCCAUCCAAAGCAAAAGAUAUCGAGGCCCGGCAAUCUUCAGCAGCUGAAGGGGCAGGCCAUCUGACCCAAGAUGGCUUACACCAGGACCGUCCACCCGGGAGACUCAGCGGGGAUAAUUGUUACGAGGAAGAAACAGUUGCCACUCAGCUAUCAUGGUCUUCCAGCCAAAUAACACCACCACGCAUUCAAAAGGCAACGACAUCAUUCUCGACAAGUCAACCCUUUGGUUCUCAAAUACCAGUCAGAUCCCCUGUCCGAUCGAUGACGGGAGAGACAGCUGCAACUCAAAUAUCAUGGUCUCCCAGCCCAACACCACCGCGCACUCAAAAGCCAACAACAUCAUGUGCGAUAAGUCAAGCCUCUCUUUCGCAGCUACCAGAAAAGCCCCCUCUUCAGCCGACUUUGGAUGCCUCAAACAUCCAAAAGCGGCCAACAUUCAAUGAGUUCCCGUCGAGCAGUCCAGGGGUCGAAGAUGAGCUGGAAGUUGUUGCUCCUGCGGCUUACACCAAAGAGGUUCUACCACUGAACAAAGUGCCUCCACUCGCGAGUGGCAUGGAUCCAACUCCACCUUCAGCACAGGUGCAAGUAUCCUCCACAAUUGAUCACAACAGCUCUGUAGGAGCUCAGCCAAUGCAGUCGAAACCGAACAAGCCGCGGCAGAAGGUCUACAAGGCGCUCAACAUAGAGAGCUCUCAAGAACUAGUCAAGCCCCGGUUGGCACAACCCACUGGGGCAACACCCUGGGGAUUGCGGGUUCCUGCUCAACCAGUGACUUCCCUUGACCUCUCAAUCAUCCCAAAUUCAUUGUAUAUUAUUCCCUCGACAAACAACGAACAACAUACGCAAAAUCCGGUAGAUUCUCAUCCGCCCCUUUCAUUUGUUCCCAUAAGGGAAACGCCACGCCGCAAGAGAACUAGCUUGGGUAUUGAGGAAUCCACGAAAUUGACAUCGCCCGAGUAUAGACCAUCAUCCCCAGUAACUCUCGUUACUCAGCCACAGACACCUUUCUACCUGUAUUCAGAAUCUUACCCCAGCUACACGGGGAGUCUGGACAGCUUUCUCGUCACCUGUGUCUACAUUCAUAACAGGAUCCAACGGAGACGCGAACUGGCCAGCUACCAAUAUGAUGACUUUAUCCGGGCGUGGUAUCAAGACUAUGUACCGUACUCCAAAAGCUGCGAGGCGCCCUUGGGUGCUGUUCCCUGGUACAUGGAAAAUCACGGCACUCUUGAGUUCUCCAAAAACAUUGUCACCAAAGAAAACCUGAAGGCGAUCCUUAAUUUUUAUCCUAUUGAGUUGGCGUCAGCGCACGAGAAGCUUAGAGCUGCACAACAGGCCACAGAACUUGCUCAAGAAACUGCGACAAGACUACAAGCCAAACUAGCUUGUUCCCCUCAUCCUCGAUCUCAACUGUCUCCCAUCCAAGCCAGCUCCGUGAUGCUUCCGGUCGUUGAGGUUGAUAACGGCUCGGAUAAGAUGGUUGGGGCACUGGAAAUGAGCUUGGCGUCCGCCAUGGAACAAGUCCAAUGUUGGAAGCCGCAGAAACUUCAAGAAGUGAUCCACCGAGAGGCUUCAGAAAGGGGCCUCAACAGCCAGUAA
Pseudomassariella vexata is the source of this 1821-nucleotide messenger RNA. RefSeq lists its product as uncharacterized. The transcript has 2 exons. The record is from RefSeq and is a predicted model, not a curated record. NCBI's taxonomy places the organism in Eukaryota, Fungi, Ascomycota, Sordariomycetes, Amphisphaeriales, Pseudomassariaceae. Bases 1 to 1821 code for a protein of 606 amino acids.